AUGGCCCGUACCCACAACGCGGGACUGGCCAAGAAGUGGGCGCCACUGAAGGUGAAGAAGAAGAAGACCAGCGAGGCGUACAGCUCGGAGUGGACGCCAGCGGCGCCAGCGUCCCGUCAAUGCGCAGCAUUCGGUGAGACGCUUGCCAGCCAACGGAUGAGGACAGUCAGCGACGGGCCGCGGCUGUUGCUGCUGCUACUGCUGACGGCAGCGCUGGCAAGCGGGCGGCCGCAGGAGAGCUUGGUCGGCCAUGCAAGCCAGCACCAAGAGCUGGCGGUCGUGUCGGGCCGCAGCUUGGUUCCCGUGCGCACGCUGGACGGCGACGUGGCCUGGGUAGAGGCGCGCUUCCUGAACGAGACGCACGUGAGGAGCUUCAAGCACCAGUCCAAGCCGUUUGCAGUCGUCGAGAAGGUGUCCAUCAUCAUGCCCGUUUUGACGUUCCUUGUGCCUUUCUUGGUCUGGGUGUUCUGCAUGGUGAUCUGCCUGCAUCGGUCGCACCAGAGGCACUCCUACUACUGA
Dermacentor silvarum is the source of this 519-nucleotide messenger RNA. RefSeq lists its product as uncharacterized. The coding region runs from base 1 to 519 and encodes 172 amino acids. Lineage: Eukaryota; Metazoa; Arthropoda; Arachnida; Ixodida; Ixodidae. The record is from RefSeq and is a predicted model, not a curated record. The transcript has 3 exons.